This is a messenger RNA of Cheilinus undulatus (humphead wrasse), 2849 nucleotides long. It is a transcript of the gene fignl2, whose product is annotated as fidgetin like 2. The transcript has 3 exons. Lineage: Eukaryota; Metazoa; Chordata; Actinopteri; Labriformes; Labridae. The record is from RefSeq and is a predicted model, not a curated record. Gene Ontology annotation, molecular function: ATP hydrolysis activity; ATP binding; microtubule severing ATPase activity. The coding region runs from base 245 to 2290 and encodes 681 amino acids.
GGGAGAGCGAGAGUGGAGUUGUGUCCCAUAUGUGAAAAAAAAGCAUAGCAGUGCACACCAGGUCCGGUCUGCUCUAGGGAUUAUCGUAGCGCUCUCAGCUCUGAUGGAGGACACGCAGGCAUGAAUAGGGCUUUUCUGUUGUCAGUGCGAGCUCAUGCUUGUGAUGGACUACGGCUGGAUGGACGCUAACCUUAGCUGGCUCUCACAAAACAGCAUUCCUCCUUAUUGAGACCAGCUCCACAGAAUGCUGAGUCCUAUUGUUCCCUAUAGCCUGUUAAAGAUGCACUGGAACCCAGAGCAUGCCCAGCCUCUCAGCCAGUGGCCUGAGCAGCACCUGGACGUCUCCUCCACCACCUCCUCUCCGGCCCAUAAGUCGGAAUUCUACUCUGGCAGAAGCCGCGGCUCGUACAACUACGCUUGGGCCAAUGAUGACAUCUCUGCUCUGACAGCCUCAAACCUGUUAAAGCGCUAUGCUGAGAAGUAUUCUGGGGUUCUGGACUCACCCUAUGACCGGCCACCUACUGUGGGUGCCUAUCCAGAGCCAGGGACCUUUGGAGGCCUCAAUGGCCCAAAAACUGAGUUAGAGCCCUGGCCGCUGACCCACAGCACUGAUGCCUCCUAUUCCCUGGUGCCCCCUGGAGGACAUGACAGUCUCUCAGGCUCUAAGGCUGUAGCCACAUCUGCAGGCCCUCCGGGUGUCAGCAGUGUGUCAGUGGUGAACAGUAACCUCUCAGACUCAGGCUACAGUGGCAGCAGCUCCUGCAGCGGCUCCAGCGAGUACCCCUCCAACUACAAUGGCACCUAUCUCUCCUCAGGGUACUGUCCCCAACCCAGCGCAGCACUUCCCCCUGCCUCCCUCCAUACUCUUCAAUCUACUCCCACUUUGGUGGCUAGCUACAGCCCGACCACACCUGUGUAUAACUAUCCCCCUAGCACAUACCCCCCUCAGACCAGCCUUGCCCCUAGUUACAGCCACCCCUCUGCCACUUACCUGCCCUCAGGUCUUGCAGCCCCUACUCCUGUCCCAUCAAGACCCACAGCGGUAGGAGGCAGCUACAGUUACCAGAGCACCAACCUUGGGACAUCUGAGUCAGGUGGGACAUUAAAAAGAAAAGCCUUUGAGAUGAGUGUAGAAGAGGAUGAGAGUGGAGAUAGGUCCCGUUACAGGAAGUACAGCUAUGACCCCCUGAAAGCUGAGGGAAACUCCCCCUACAGUGUCAAUGACAAAACAGAGUGCCGGGGAAAUGGCUUUAGUAGCUCAGGUAGCACAGACCCUCAAAGUUUCAAGCCAAGUAAGCCCUCUUCCCAACCCCUUGUGUCUCCUCAGUAUGGGACAGCAGGGGAGUACAGCCCUCAGGCAGGAAUGACGGGGGAAAAUGUGGUAUCAGAGCAGGGCUUCAUCCAACACAAGCGUCCCCCUUUAUGUGCUCCGACUGUCGAGUCUAUGAAGAGCCCAGACCCCCGACUGUUGGAACUUGUCAAUGGGGAGUUACUGGACUGUAGCCCCGCACUGGGCUGGACAGAGUUGGCCGGGCUCACCCAUGUCAAGACUGCCUUGGAGGAGGACCUCCUAUGGCCUGUGUUGAGGCCCAGUCCAGUGGUACGGCCACCAAGAACUGUCCUGCUUUUUGGCCCAAGGGGAGGCGGUAAGACCACGUUGACUCGGUCUUUGGCUUCACAGCUAGGGGCCUCAUUCUACCGACUGAGUGGAGCCAUGCUGGCAUCUAAAGGGAAGGUGGAGGCAGAGCACAUUCUGGGUUCUCUUUUGCAAGCUGCAGGGGCACGGCAGCCCUCAGUGGUGCUGCUCAACCAGGUGGAGGCAUUGGAAGAGGAGGGGCUGAGGCAGACCCUGCUGUCAACCCUCGAGAAGGCCCAGGUUGGUACCACAGGUCUGGUGAUUCUUGUUUGUGCCACAGGCAGGCCUGAUCUGCUGCAAGAUGCUGUUCAUCGGAGCUUUGCCAAGCGAUAUCAUGUCGGCUUGCCAGAUUUAGGUAUGCGCAGGCAGGUGCUGCUGCAGGCACUGUCACCGCAGAGCUUCAGCCUGAGUGAGAGGGAGCUGAAUGCUGUGCUGCAGCGCACAGAGGGCUUCUCAGUGUGGGAGCUGCUUCAGCUCAGCCAGCAGGCACUCUCCUCAGCCUCCUCGGCCACUGGGCCCAUGCACGGCCUCCCCACAUCCGCUAAACCCCCCGCCUUCACAGACUUUGAGAAUGCCUUCUGCAAGGUUCGCCCACACACUGCAACAAAAGAACUGGACUCUUGUACAGAAUGGAGCAAGAUAUAUAACCACUGAGAAAGUAGCCAGUCCUUGUCGUUGGACUGCAUUACAACCCUGUCUUUGCUUUGACAUGGCAAGCCUUGGAAUUGUUUUGUUGUUGUUUUGUAAUUACAGAUUAUGCAGCCAAAAGAGCUAGAGAAGCUAAAUGAUAUGAACAGACUGACAGAUUUGUUUUAUUGGCAGAAGCCUGCCAUGUGCAGGCUUUGUUUUCCUAUGAAUAUCUGCAAUAUUUCGUUUUUCCCAAAGAAGAAAAAGAUGAAAAGGCCUUGUUGAGUGUAGUGGUGUAUUACUCUUAUGGCCAAUGGGAAAAUCAGAUUCUAUUUGGAUGCUCUCUGAGAUCCUGAUUAGCCUUGGUCCAGGACAAAAUCAAUUAUUUGUUGCUAGGUGACGUGGUCCAAGAUUAUGGAUAAUCAGGGUUUGGAAAUCCCCCCCCCCUUUGACUGCUUCUCUCAGGAUCCUAUUUAUUGCCAAUCUACUUCCAUGUUCUCCUAAUGUUGAUUUUCUUUAGUCAUUGGAUUGCCACUGAGUCAGUAUGAAGGGCUUGGGAUCAGCAAAAUUUCAGAACCACAGUUUU